CUUUGUCGGAGGUCGCAAAGCCAAAAUAGGGUUUUUUUUCUUGUUAUUUUUUUCGCGUUAAAAAAAACGAUGCUCAAGUCUGCGAUUGGCAAUGUAGUCAACUUAACUCGAAAAAAAGGGGGAAGUGUGAGUUUUCUCGAACAAAUACGGCUCUAACGUUUUCAUUUCACCACCCACUCUUUUGCGUCAUAGGUGCUUGUGAUUGGGGGUGUUGCACUCGACAUGACAAGUACAGUUAGCAAAAGCGUCACACAGCUCACGUCGCUGCUGCAUACUUCGAGUCCCGGGCAUAUCAAACAAACACUCGGGGUGUGGGUCGCAAUGUGUGUGAAGCGGCUAUGCGCACAGGCACACCCGCGUUCCUGGUCUCGGCUGUUGGGAAUGAUCUGGCUGCUCAGACGAUUCGACAAGGCAUGGAAAUGAUCGGCAUGUCUACACAGUAUGUCCAAUGCAUACCUGAUCAUCCUACCGCUGUGUACAAUGCGAUUCAUUCCAAGUCGGGGCAAUUGAUCGCCGCUGUGGCGGAUAUGGAUAUUUUUGAUGCGCUAAAUUCUGCCAAGAUAGACACAAUCCUGCAUACGGAAAAGCCAGCACUCGUAUGUUUUGAUGGUAACCUAGCAACUAAUACGAUGGCCCGUCUCGCAGCAACCAGUGCUCAACUUGGUAUCCCAGUGUUCUUUGAGCCGACAUCAGUGCCAAAAUCGCUCAAGAUUUUCGAGCAAAACGGAUCUGUCCUUUCGUCGGGUGCAAUCAAGUUCGUAUCACCCAAUCAUUUUGAGCUAGAAGCCAUGAGUGAAACAGCCAGGUCGAUAACAUCUACUCUUGUUGACGAUAAGCACACAACUCUGACGGUGAAAGGGCCAGCACUGGCACAACGCGUGCUUCCAUAUGCUCUUCAUCUCUCUCACAUGAUUCCACACAUUAUUACCAAAUUGGGCGAAGAUGGUUGUCUGUACACUGGAAGAUCAAGCAAGUCUGGCAAAGCCAUCGUGCAAUACUUUGAGCCGGAACAAGUCGACAGCAGCAUUAUUAGUGUCACAGGCGCAGGGGACUGUUUUGUCGGGACAUUGCUGGCCAAUCUCCGAAAACACCUUGCUGAUAUCAUCCAAGAACAAGAACCCGACAAUGCAAUAAUGCUAUGGAAACAAAUAAUUAGCCGAGCUCAGAAAGCGGCUGUGCUUACCUUACAAUCUGACCUGGCUGUCAGUCCAAGCAUCGAUCACGAUCUACUCUACUCCAAAUAAUUAUAUAUAACAAAGAUUGAAUAUCAAUGAUCAGGUUUUUUUUGCUGCUGUCAGAAAAAAGCUUAGUGCUCCUAGUCUACGGGAGACAGGACUGGAAACUUACUGCGGACGGCAGAACUGUUAGCCGCUGUGACUUCAUCACCCCGCCUCG
This is a messenger RNA of Zychaea mexicana, 1395 nucleotides long. Its product is annotated as Ribokinase-like protein. The record is from RefSeq and is a predicted model, not a curated record. The transcript is spliced from 7 exons. The coding region runs from base 339 to 1244 and encodes 301 amino acids. Lineage: Eukaryota; Fungi; Mucoromycota; Mucoromycetes; Mucorales; Lichtheimiaceae.